Monomorium pharaonis (pharaoh ant) is the source of this 1324-nucleotide messenger RNA. RefSeq names its product geranylgeranyl pyrophosphate synthase-like. Gene Ontology annotation, biological process: isoprenoid biosynthetic process. The record is from RefSeq and is a predicted model, not a curated record. The transcript has 7 exons. The coding region runs from base 309 to 1268 and encodes 319 amino acids. Gene Ontology annotation, molecular function: prenyltransferase activity. Lineage: Eukaryota; Metazoa; Arthropoda; Insecta; Hymenoptera; Formicidae.
UUAUUUUAAUGUUAACAAUUGCAUAGCAAAUCUAUAACAACAAAUGCAAUACAUUGGUUUGCUCAAAAUGCAAUAUCACGCUUGGUUAUCUAAAUACAUUUUCUGAUAGCUAUUUGCUAACGUUUGCUUUACUCCGCAUGUACAAAAACAAGUUUGUGCUCCAGUUUCCCGCAGCAGACGCUUGCAGACGUCACAAUUGAAACUUGUACCCGGCUUUCAGCCGUCAUCGCAUAUUUUGCAUUUCUGACUGUUCGAAGCAGUUAUAUAACUUGCGUUUAGUUCUCCGGAAGGUAGAUAUCACUAAUACGAUGAACUCCAAUAAGUCGAAUCCUUUUUAUUACUCCAUGAGUGGCAUCAGAGAAGAAGAUAAGAAACUGUUAGAGCCAAUCAGGUACAUUCUUCAAGUUCCUGGAAAACAAAUAAGAGUGAAAUUAAUAAAGGCUUUCAAUUACUGGCUGAGAAUAUCAGACGAGAAACUCCAAGCGAUCGAUGAUAUAGUAAAUAUGCUUCACAAUUCAAGCAUUGUGAUUGACGAUAUUCAAGACCAUUCUAUCAUGCGCAGAGGUAUUCCCGUUGCACAUUCAGUUUACGGAAUUGCUAGUGCAUUAAAUGCUGCAAGUUACAUAUUAUUUAUUGCUUUGGAACGAGUUGUAAAUUUACAACAUCCAAUGGCAACAAAAGUAUAUAUGGAACAACUGCUGGAGCUUCAUAGAGGUCAGGGAAUGGAUAUUUAUUGGAGAGAUAAUUUUAUCUGUCCAACUGAGGAAGAUUAUAAGACUAUGAUAAUAAGAAAGUGUGGUGGGCUUUUUAACUUAGCGGUAAGAUUGAUGAAAUUGUUUUCAACUUGUGAAGAAGAUUUUUCAUCGCUAAUAACUACUUUGGGAUUAUACUUUCAAAUACGUGAUGAUAAUUGCAACUUAUGUCUCGGUGAGUACACCGAAAAUAAAGGUUAUUGUGAAGAUUUGACCGAAGGAAAAUUCAACUUUCCAAUUAUUCAUGCGAUUAUGAGCAAUCCUGAAGAUAAACAAAUAAUAAAUAUUUUAAAACAACACACAAAGGAUAUUGAGAUGAAACGUCAUUGCAUUAAAUUAUUGGAAAGAUUUGGCUCUUUUAAAUACACGAGAAACGUACUUGAAGAACUGGACUCGACUGCAAGGGCUGAAAUUGAACGUUUAGGUGGAAAUCCAUUCUUGGUGAAGAUUCUGGACGAACUAAAGAAUUGGAAUACCAUAGAUGCGCCUAAAGACCUUUCAACCAAAACGUUUUAAAUAAAAAUUUCUUUAUUUUUUGUAAAGUAACGUGCAUACCAUAUAUACUUUUUUCG